This is a messenger RNA of Sardina pilchardus (European sardine), 899 nucleotides long. Its product is annotated as low choriolytic enzyme-like. Bases 45 to 779 code for a protein of 244 amino acids. NCBI's taxonomy places the organism in Eukaryota, Metazoa, Chordata, Actinopteri, Clupeiformes, Clupeidae. The transcript is spliced from 8 exons. The record is from RefSeq and is a predicted model, not a curated record. Gene Ontology annotation, biological process: proteolysis. Gene Ontology annotation, molecular function: metalloendopeptidase activity; zinc ion binding.
UUACUGCAAUACCUGAUGUUGUGUUCUCUUUCUUUCCUCAUCAAAUGCGUUUCAAGACUGAGGUCUCCGAGGAGAUUCUUCCUGUAUCUGAGAUUCUUGCCAGAGCCAACACUGGUAUAACACGUGAUGCUGAUGAGCCUGAGCUGCUGGAUGACAUCGCCGUGGACAACGAGAAUGACAGGAACGCUGACCCCUGCACCUCCCGCGGCUGCAUGUGGCCCAAGUCCAACGAUGGAAAGGUCUACGUGCCCUUCUUCAUCAGCAACGACUUCUCUUCCCGUGAGAAGUCCAUCAUCCAGCGUGGUCUGGACUCCUUCGCCGCUUCUUCCUGCAUCCGCUUCAAGCCCCGCCGAUCUGAGAGGGACUUCAUUGGCAUCUACUCCAAGAAUGGAUGCUACUCCUACAUUGGCCGCACCGGUGGUCAGCAGGUUGUGUCCCUGAGCCGUAGAGGUUGUCUGUACCACAACACCGUCCAGCACGAGCUGCUCCAUGCCCUGGGCUUCAACCACGAGCAGACCCGCAACGACCGUGACAACCACAUUCGUGUGAUGUGGGACAAUGUUGUUGAAGACAUGAAGCACAAUUUCAACAAGAAGGCCACCCUCAACCAGGGAACUCCCUAUGACUACAACUCUGUCAUGCAGUACAGCAAGUACGCCUUCUCCAAGAACAACCGCCCCACCAUGGUGCCCAUUCCCAACAACAACGUCGAGAUCGGCAAGUCCGGUCAGAUGAGCCAGAAUGAUCUCGCCAGGCUCAACAGGCUGUACAAGUGCUAAAUGAAGGACAACAAUGCCGGGGAACCUGAUGUUAAAAGGCUGAUAUGAAUCAUGGAUCUACUGUGAGGAUCAUCCACUGGAUUUACUUUCCCCUUCAACCUACUUGAAAAUAAAGCUGUG